Molecule: messenger RNA, 1507 nt
Organism: Medicago truncatula (barrel medic)
Lineage: Eukaryota; Viridiplantae; Streptophyta; Magnoliopsida; Fabales; Fabaceae
Product: DNA damage-repair/toleration protein DRT100
Exons: 1
Coding region: 228-1373 (381 amino acids)
Molecular function (GO): protein binding
Source: RefSeq, a predicted model, not a curated record
CUUUCUUGUUAACAGAGUCAUGCACUUGAUAGCUUUUAAAGAAAACCAUACUAACAUUAAUCCUUAUAUCACAAGCAUAUACAUCACUUUACAAACACUGAAACACACACUACUAACCUAUUGCUAGUUCCCGUAUAUAAAUAGUAAGUGGCAUUUGCAUAGUUGCACACUCAUUCAAAUAUAUAUGCAAGAAACUCAAAUCAUUACUAAACCAAAUUAAGAAAAUAAUGUGUGGUGCUAGAGCAGUUUUGACAAUUUCAUUACUAGUAUUAGUUACCUCAGAAGCUCUUACUGAGUCAUGCCCUACUUCUGAAUGGGCAUCACUCAUGUCUUUCAAAGCAGCUCUCAACGAACCUAACUUUGGAAUCUUCCAUUCAUGGAGAGGUACCAACUGUUGCUACGGUUGGUACGGAAUCAGUUGCGACCCUACCACACAUCGUGUCGCAGAAAUCACACUCCGCGGCCUCACUGUUGGUGACAACCAUCGCCGCUACAAAUAUACCAAAACCACGAAAAAUGGAUACAUGACCGGACACAUCUCCCCAUCAAUUUGCAACCUAACACGGCUCUCUAGCAUUACCGUCUCCGACUGGAAGGGCAUUUCGGGGAAUAUCCCUGGAUGCAUCACAACUCUCAAUUUUCUCCAAAUCAUAGAUCUCUCCGGAAGUCUUAUUUCCGGAAAGAUUCCAUAUGAUAUAGGGCGUCUUACUCAGCUUAUGGUGCUCAACCUUGCAGACAAUCAUAUCUCAGGAAGGAUUCCAACAACGCUUGUAAACCUCUUCAACUUAAUGCAACUUGAUCUCCGUAACAACGCCAUUGGAGGCCCCAUUCCUGGGAACAUCGGCCAACUCAAAAAGCUGAACCGAGCAUUUCUGAGUCACAACCGGAUUAACGGUCGAAUUCCACGGUCCAUUUCAAAUAUUUAUGGGCUAGCAGACUUGGACUUAUCGUUGAACCGAUUAUCUGGUCCAAUUCCUUUUUCGCUAGGACAAAUGCCGGUCUUGGACUCGUUGAACCUGAAGUAUAACAAAUUGACUGGGAGGAUCCCAAGGACUUUGUUGGCUUCUAGAAUGAGUCAUUUGGAUUUAAGUAGAAACGCUUUAAGGGGACCUAUACCGGACGUGUUUAGCGAAACUUCAUAUUUCAUUAACCUUGAUUUGUCGCGGAACAAUUUGAACGGUUUAAUUCCUAAGUCGAUGGCAUUAGCUUUGUACAUUGGCCAUGUGGACUUUAGUCACAACCAUCUCUUUGGGAAAAUUCCGGUUGCUUCUUCCUUAAGCCAUCUUCCGCCGGCAUCAUUUGUAUACAAUCGACACCUUUGCGGCAAGCCACUUCAGCCCUGCACUCAUAGUCACAUACACAAACAUGAAUAAAUAGGUUGUGUUUGGUUUGGACAAACCCAAAUAUAUAAAUAUAAAAAUACUAUUAUACUUAAUUUGUGCACUUCUUACCCCUCUUUGGGUUUCGUCUUUCAGCUUCCUCCUUAUAUUUGCUAGUAUCUUUGAAG